This is a messenger RNA of Paraphaeosphaeria sporulosa, 810 nucleotides long. RefSeq lists its product as uncharacterized. Lineage: Eukaryota; Fungi; Ascomycota; Dothideomycetes; Pleosporales; Didymosphaeriaceae. The transcript has a single exon. The record is from RefSeq and is a predicted model, not a curated record. Bases 230 to 541 code for a protein of 103 amino acids.
UCCGUCGAACCACAUCCGGGAACACAAUCCUGAGGGUCAUGCGCUAGUUUCAACAAGUGCUGCUACCCAAUGACGCACAGAACCGUGAUACUCUGCUUCGACAGCUGAACAUUGACCCUGAGGGAGCUAGUCUUACCCACAGUAGCAGAGCCUUUCAUCCAUUACCAUGGACCUCCCAUCGCCAGAUUGUGUCCUAUCGACUGCCCCUCUGAUUACAUUGCGUUGAGUCAUGGCUCAACCUUCCAUCCUCUCGACUCGAAGUAUUGCUCGCCAGUCGCUUGGGCUUCCGACUGUUUGCGGCCUGCCAUCAGUUCAUUCCACCCAGCUGGGACAGCAGCGGCCGAAGAUUCGCCAGCCACCGCGACACUCGGCAUUCGAUAGCGGUACGCAUUGUCAAGAGAUAUUCCAAGAGGAAAUCAUGUGCCUGAAUGCCAGCGCACCGUAUGAGACUCACCUCAGAGACUGCAGAUGUCUGUCACUGAAGCCCCCAGUACGACACGCGCCUAUCAUACGCGCACCAAGCGAUCAGAACUCUUCCUAGCCAAAGGAUUAUCCUGCAGUGUGCCCCGCGGUUGCUGAGUGACAAGCGGCUGGGACUUGGAAUGCAACGUGGAGACCCGCAAAGUGGCUGUUUGCGGCAUGCAACCCACAUCGCCACACCUGCAGUAUUCCCAGCCUCCUGCAGGUCUAGCCGACCGUUUGACUUGCAGCAGACUAAUGCAAAGUAGCCAAACGGCAAUACUAUCACGGGUUAUCGGUUCAUGUCUACACUCAUUCCACACUCAUUCGCUAAGUAUAGCACGGUGCAUU